Molecule: messenger RNA, 5884 nt
Organism: Lepus europaeus (European hare)
Lineage: Eukaryota; Metazoa; Chordata; Mammalia; Lagomorpha; Leporidae
Gene: ALPK1
Product: alpha kinase 1
Exons: 20
Coding region: 1236-5069 (1277 amino acids)
Biological process (GO): protein phosphorylation
Molecular function (GO): protein serine/threonine kinase activity; ATP binding
Source: RefSeq, a predicted model, not a curated record
GCCGCCGACCCGGGCCGCAGCUCCCCCAACAGUGGCCUCUGGAGGGCCUGUGACUUGCGAGCUGGAUUUUUGGUGAGAAGGGACCGGGAUCACUUCAACUUUCCCGGGCACUAAAUAUUGGCCCCGGAGAGCAUUUUAACUAACUUGCAGCUUUCCAUGCUGAUACAGGCGUUUCUGUGCCAGUUCUGUAUGCUCUGAACUCUGAGAGAGAAUCAACAGCAAAAAGCAUGAGGAAGCACAAGGUGAUUCUCUAUUCUGACCCAGUCCAAAUGAGGAGUCUUGCACUUUCAUUUAGAGACGGAACUUCUAUGUGGUAACACAACUCCCAGCAUACCUUUCACUAACUAAAGCAAUUCCUCAAGGGGUGUGCCCUGUGGUGCACAACUGCUGAAAACCCCGGGGAGUUGAAUUACGCAACCACAUUCUGAGACAGUGACAGGAUUUGUUUUCUUUCAAAUUCCUACUUCCUGAAACUACAGCAGUUUAUGAGAAAUCAUUUAUUUCAGAGAAAUCGUACUGGAAUUAACUCUUUUCAGAAUCAGAUUUUCUCCUUUUCACAUGUUUUUUCACCUUCUCCAGAAUAAAAGAUUGCACUACAUAGAGAAAAUUUAUUAUACCACAGUAUCUGUGUACCUGUAAGCCUUGGUGAAGUUUCAGCAAGUUACAAGUCUGGAAGAUUUACAGUGCUGGACAGUGAUGCUAUCAGUUGGAACUUCUUCACUCUCAUUUGUGGCUCAGUAACGGACUUCCUGCUUCCUUAUUAAGAUGUUUCAAAUAGAAGCCUUGAUUUUGAUUUCUUUGUGAAACCAGUAAACACCACAGUGGAGGAGGAGAGCAGUAGAUGGGGGAGAAAACAAUGUAUUGGGGAAAGAGCCCAGUUUUGUCUUCGAGUUCACCUGCUUUGUGACAUGUGAAUGCGCUACAGAAACUGGCAGACAGCACACCAUCCGCCUGCCUUGGAGGAGACAAAAGAGGUGAAAGAGAAAGAGGAGUGAAAUCCUAGCAAGUGGCACUGCCAUGUCUUUAAUUAUCCAAACUCCCCCGCACUUGGAGGAGCUGCAGUGGGACUUAAGAGCUUGUUCCAGCCUGAAUUACUGCUAGUUGAAUCUAGGGACAAUUCGCUGGUAUCUCAGGCUUCAAGGGGCUCCUUUAUUGAGAAUCGAUGUCUUCUCCCAUGUAAUUGAUCACCGUAGACCCAGGGACACCCAAUUCAUCGUGGAGGGUGGGUAGUCAUCAUGAAUAAUCAAAGAGCUGUGGUGGCACUACUGCAAGAGUGCAAGCAAGUACUGGAUCAGCUCUUGUUGGAGGCCCCAGAUGUGUCAGAAGAAGACAAAAGCGAGGACCAGCGGUGCAGAGCUUCACUCCCCAGCGAGUUAAGGACCCUGAUCCAGGAGGCAAAGGAAAUGAAGUGGCCCUUCGUGCCUGAAAAGUGGCAGUACAAACAAGCCGUGGGCCCAGAGGACAAAACAAACCUGCAAGAUGUGAUUGGCGCCGGGUUGCAGCCGUUACUGAGUUGCCCAGGAGUGCAGCCACCAACCACAAUGUGGAUGCCACCUUUGGGAAAUUUUCCAGUAACUUGCACUCUCCUAGAAAGAAGAGUUGGUACACAAGCGGCCCUGCGCGCCUCCAUCCUAGCCCGGGACUGUGCUACCGCCUCGGCCAUCGUGUUCCUCACCGACCGCUUCCUGUACGGGCUGGACGUCUCAGGGAAGCUACUGCAGGUCGCCAAAGGCCUGCACAGGUUGCAGCCCACCACGCCCAUCGCCCCGCAGGUGGUUAUUCGCAGAGCCCGAAUCUCCGUCAACUCAGGGAAGCUCUUAAAAGCGGAGUAUAUCCUGAGCAGUCUAAUAAGCAAUAAUGGAGCAACAGGUACCUGGCAGUACAGCAGUGAAAGUGACAAGAUCCUGGUGCAGUCAGUCUGUAUACAGAUCAGAGGGCAAAUUCUGCAAAAGCUAGGGAUGUGGUAUGAAGCAGCAGAAUUGAUAUGGGCCUCAAUCGUAGGCUAUAUGACGCUUCCCCAGCCAGAUAAAAAGGGCAUUUCCACAUCACUAGGCAUACUGGCAGAUAUCUUUGUUUCCAUGAGCAAGAAAGAGUAUGAACAGUUUAAAAACAACCCACAAAUUAACUUGGGCCUGCUCAAGGAGUUUGACCACCAUUUGCUGUCGGCUGCAGAAGCCUGCAAGCUGGCAGCUGCCUUCAGUGCCUACACACCUCUCUUCGUGCUCACAGCGGUGAAUAUCCGCGGCACCUGCUUGCUGUCAUACAGUAGUUCUAACGACUGUCCUCCUGACAAGAAAAAUGUGUAUCUGUGUGAAGCCAAGGAAGCCUUUGAAAUUGGCCUCCUCACUAAGAAAGGUGAUGAGCCAGUUGCUGGAAAACAGGAACUUCAUAGUUUCAUCAAAGCUGCUUUUGGUCUCACCACAGUGCACCGAAGACUCCAUGGAGAGACAGAGGUGGUGCAUAUGGCAAGUAAGCUCUGUGGUGAAGCUAUGGCAAAGCUGUACUCUUUCAGUGCUUCCUCCAGAAGUCAGGACAGAGAAGCUCUGUCUCAGGAAAUCAUGUCUAUCAUCAUCCAGGUCAAGGAUCACUUACAAGUUCAAAGCUUCUCAAAUCUAGAUGACAAAUCGUAUGUUCCAGAGAGUUUCAAGAGCAGGCUUGAUAAACCCAUCAUGCAUGGGCAAAUGGACUUCAAAAAAAUCCUUGAAAGCUAUUCACAGCACCACUCUUCAGUGUGUGAGGUCUUUCAAAGCGCUUGCGGAAACAAACGGAAUGAUCCCAAAACAGGAGUCUGUAUCACUGCUCUGAAAACAGAAACAAAAAACAUAGAUACUGUGAGUGCCACUCAAGAUAAGCCAUGCUCUCAAAAAGGCCUGGGAAGAGCUUCCUCCCAAGUGGCCAAGAGUGAUCAGGAGAAGCUCAGAAAGGUAGCAAGGAGAAACUGGACCCGUUCUGGUGCAUUUCAAGGCUCUGUGGAUCAAGACAUGGAGACUGAGACUGAGCCACCAGGUCACAGUGGUGGUGGGGGAGCUGUUCAGAGCACAUCUCUCAGUGACAACCAGAGCUCUAGUUCUUUGUGCGAGUUAUCAGGGUCUGCUUCUUCUACAAGCUGGGAGGAAGUGAACUAUGAAGUUGAUGAUUGGUCAGCUAGGAAAGAGACUAGCAAAGAAGAGCAUCUUGUGGACACUCAGUGUUCCACAGCCUUGUCUGAGGAGCUGGGGGAUAGGGAAGCCAGGGCUGUGCACCCAUUGUCUUCAGGUCUCCUUGCUCUCUCUUUCCAGCCAUCUAAGGAUGCCAAUUUAGGGUCUUCUCAAAGCCAACUACACCAACAGAUGCCCUUGGCCACUUUCCCUUCUCAUAACACAGCAGGCUGUUUGCUGGCCUCUGGUGCAGGGCAGACAGAGCAAGUUCCAGAAGGUAGUCAGGAAACCAGGAAGCCCAGAAAUACUUGCGCUCACUCCACGCCUUCACAUAGUUCUGCUUUUUGGUCGACUUCUGAUUCUGAUGGGCUCAAGAGCAUGGCCACAUAUCCUUCAGUCCAAGAAGAAAUCUUUGAAAUAAUAGAUGAGUUUCCAGAAGCCAACUGUGAUGUUAAACAGGUGCAUGGAAGAGAGAAGGAAAAGGAAGUCAAUAAAAGAGGCACAGGCCCUACAUUUAGAGAUAGCCCCUCCUGGGCUGACCCAGAAAGGGAAACAGCAGAAAGCACAGAGAAUGAACCUUUAGAUAGUCGUAGAGUCACUGGCAGUUCUCUGGGCAACAGUUCCAUGUUAACCUGUUGCUCUUUUGCUCCUCGUUGGCCUGUGCAAAAUUCUGACUCAGGAAGGCCUGAUGACUCCACUGGGGAACAACGAAUUGAUCCUGAUGCCUCCACGGUGGAUGAGGAGGACCAGCCACUCAACAGCAUCGGUGUUCACUCCACAAUUGGACACGGCUCUUACAGCUCCUGGGUUCCGAUGCAGCCACCUGGCCGGAGGGCUGAGAGCCCCAAUUCCUCUCUCAGCAGCAGUCCCUUCCCAGUGCUCUGUGAGGACUGCACUACGACGGAUGAAGGAAAGGGACCUGCACACGCGCUCCGCUCUAGCCUGAGCUCCAGCUCUCCCUCGGCGCGGCGGCUGAAAUCACCUGCGUUCUUCUGCGGUUCCUCUGAGGGCGAAACCUCGUGGUCCUUUCUGAAUUCCAGCGGCAGUUCUUUUGUUUCACUGCCAGGAAGGACAAGGCAAGAGACCCUUGAGGCUCGCACCCUGCAGCCUGAGGACUUUGAAAAACUCUUGGCGGGAGUGAGGCAUGACUGGCUGUUCCAAAGGCUGGAGAAUACAGGAAUGUUCAAGCCCAAUCAACUCCAACGAGCACACAAUGCUCUUUUGUUAAAAUAUUCCAAAACGUCUGAGCUGUGGACAGCCCAGGAAACAGCGGUGUAUUUUGGGGAAUACCUGCAUGUGAAGAAGAAAGGCAGACAAAGAAAUGCAUUUUGGGUUCAUCACCUGCACCAAGAAGAAACUCUGGGGAGGUAUGUUGGGAAGGAAUAUAAGGAGGAGAAGGGACUCUGGCCCCACUUCACUGAUGUGGAGCGGCAGAUGACAGCACAGCACUACGUGAUGGAGUUUAACAAGAGACUCUAUGAGCAGAAGAUUCCAACACAGAUAUUCUACAUCCCAUCCACAAUAUUACUGAUUUUGGAAGGCAGGACGAUAAAGGGGUGUGUCAGUGUGGAACCAUACAUGCUGGGAGAAUUUGUAAAAUUAUCAAAUAAUACAAAAGUAGUGAAAACAGAAUACAAAGCUACAGAAUAUGGUCUGGCUUAUGGCCAUUUUUCUUAUGAGUAUUCUAAUCAUAAAGACGUUGUGGUUGAUUUACAAGGAUGGGUGACUGGUGAUGGAAAAGGGCUCAUCUACCUCACAGAUCCCCAGAUUCACUCUGUUGAUCAGAAAACUGUUGCUACCAAUUUUGGAAAGAGGGGAAUUUUUUACUUCUUCAAUUACCAGCAUGUGAAAUGCAAUGAAAUCUGCCACCGCCUUUGUUUGACUAGACCUUCCACAGGGCAGUCAAACAAUCCACAGACUACGGACUGGUGAUGUGACACACCAUGAUUAAACAGACUGCGGUGCUGCCCUCCAGGGUCCUCUUCUCCCUCCUUCCAGGCACACAGUGUAUGGUCCAGCCUGGUCCUUCUGUAUUUUCAAGGGGCCACAGCUGUGGCUCUGGCCAGUGGUUUGUGAGAGACAUAGAGGAGUGUCAUGGUCAGACCUGCAUUUAGUUCCCAGUGCAAGAUCCUGAAGAGUCACUGAUCCUUUGCCAGAAUCAUCAAGAAAGUGUGGUCAGCCAGACAGGUGUUUGACGUCCCGAAGAUGCUAUUUGGGAUGUUCCCAUGGCAUUCAGAGUGCCUAGAUUCAUGUCCUGGCGCUGCUCCUGAUUCCAGCUUCCUGCUAAUGUGCACCUUGGGAGGCAGCAGAAGAUGGCUCUAGUGGUCAAACCUCUGCCACCCACAUGAAAGACCUGGACUGAAUUACCGGCUCCUGGGCACCAGCUUCAGCCCAUCCCCAACCUUGGCUGUGUUGGGCAUUUGGGGAGUGAGCCAGCAGACGGGGGAUCUCUUGUCUUUCAGUCUCUUUCUGCCUUUCAAAUCAAAUAGAUAAAUAAAUAAAUUUUAAUGUGUUCAAAGGUAGCUGCUUAUAAGCAUAAAUCCUGCAGGGAAGGUAUCAUAGAAAAGAGACCCACUGACUCAUUGACCCAUGAUGGAUACAAAGCACUGCUGAAGCUUUUUCCACUGUGUUUCAAAACUGUGCAGUUGCUGUUUGUCCUGUUGAUUUAGGUCCUUAUAUAUGAAAACAUUCAGCUUUUGUGAUAUGAAUUACAGCUUUUUUUCUAUUUAUCUUUUGACUGCAUAAAC